AUUUUGUUUAUCUGUCACGCUAAUAUUUCCCAAUGGAAAAUCCUGCAAUAAUGGAAAUGAUAGCGGCACGGCGUUCGAACUUUGGAGAUAUUGGGUUUUGGGCAGACCGAACCGCGUUGCAUGAGGCUGCGUCCUUAGGCAGGGCUCUUCAAGUGAAACAGCUGAUUGAGGGUGGAGCAUCUGUAAACAUGGUGACAGUAGACAACAUCACCCCGCUCCAUGAUGCCUGCAUCCAGGGACAUCCAAACUGUGUCCGACUGCUACUAGAUGCAGGGGCUCAGGUGGACGUGAGGACCAUCCAUGGCAGCACUCCUCUCUGUAACGCCUGUGCUGCGGGGAGCCUGGACUGUGCAAAGAUGCUGCUGGAACAUGGAGCCAAAGUCAACCCCUCCCUCACAGCACUCACUGCCUCUCCCCUGCAUGAGGCCUGCAUAAAGGGUAAUGCAGAUAUAGCGAGGCUAAUGAUAGUGCAUGGAGCCUUGCUAGAGGCCUUUGACCUCCAGUUCGGUACCCCGCUACAUGCUGCCUGUGCCAAGGAACAUGUGGACUGUGCCAGGGUGCUGCUCAAAGCAGGUGCCAAGGUGAAUGCAGCUAAGUUCCAUGAGACGGCUCUCCACCAUGCUGCCAGAGUAGAGAUGGUGGACAUGAUUGAGUUACUGGUGGACUUUGGAGGCAACGUGUAUGUCACAGACAACGACAACAAAAAGCCCAUAGACUACACCAAGCCUGGCUCUCCCACUGAACAAUGCUUACAGUAUUAUGAAAGUACUCCUCUGAGUCUGCAGCAACUUAGCAGAGUGACUCUGAGGACGUUGCUGGGUACCAGAGCUCUGGAGGUCGUAGGUCAACUGGACAUAUCUCAACGUACCAUCAGCUACAUUCUCUGUGAGGGGUGCUGAUGCUGCCUUAUGAACUGACUGACUCAUGGAUGGAAUCCCAAAGGAAUAUCAGGAAAAGGAGAAAGCUUGAAUACUAAGCUGGGACACAUAUCAUCUUCAUAUGUUUUGUUUACUGUGGGACACACAUACAAAUUGAUGUGAUUUAUUACUGUGUUAUAAGCAGUAACAAAUUGUAAAAUACAUUUCAAGAAGGCCUGCUGCAAUUGUUCUAAUAUUCUAUAGAGAUGAAAGCUUGUUUUAGAAUGGUUAGGGAAAAUAAAGCCAAACAAUGUCAGUCCUCAA
This is a messenger RNA of Salvelinus fontinalis (brook trout), 1181 nucleotides long. RefSeq names its product ankyrin repeat and SOCS box protein 13-like. Gene Ontology annotation, biological process: positive regulation of protein catabolic process; protein ubiquitination. The record is from RefSeq and is a predicted model, not a curated record. NCBI's taxonomy places the organism in Eukaryota, Metazoa, Chordata, Actinopteri, Salmoniformes, Salmonidae. The transcript is spliced from 6 exons. The coding region runs from base 33 to 899 and encodes 288 amino acids. Gene Ontology annotation, molecular function: protein binding.